Chrysoperla carnea is the source of this 1865-nucleotide messenger RNA. It is a transcript of the gene Tbh, whose product is annotated as tyramine beta-hydroxylase. The transcript has 10 exons. Gene Ontology annotation, biological process: dopamine catabolic process; norepinephrine biosynthetic process; octopamine biosynthetic process. Gene Ontology annotation, molecular function: dopamine beta-monooxygenase activity; copper ion binding. Bases 14 to 1864 code for a protein of 616 amino acids. NCBI's taxonomy places the organism in Eukaryota, Metazoa, Arthropoda, Insecta, Neuroptera, Chrysopidae. Gene Ontology annotation, cellular component: secretory granule membrane. The record is from RefSeq and is a predicted model, not a curated record.
CAACUAUACAGAAAUGAUUACAAUUCGAAUUAUAACUUUAUUAUUUAUUUUUGUAUAUUUUACUAAAAUAGUUUAUUGCCUAGAAAGUUUGGAUCGUCAUGAAAAUCAUGGAAAUCAUGGACAACAUCAUCAUCAUCAUACAAUUUCCGAAGGUCACGAUAAAAUUUUUGAUUUAACAUUGGAUAAUAUUGGCAAAGUGAAAUUAUACUGGAAAAUCGACUACCCUAAUAAAGAAUUGCAAUUCGAAAUUCAUUAUUACAAAAACUUUGCAAAAUGGUUUGCAUUUGGAUUUUCCAGUUAUGGUGAACUUGCACCGGCUGAUUAUUGUGUCCUUUGGACUUAUUGGAAUGAUACUGUUGUGCUAGAAGACACAUAUGCCGACUUUCAUGGAAUUUUGCACCGUGACAUUCAGCAAGAUUGUGCUGAUUUCAAAUUGGUUGCUACAAAUAAGAUUGUGAAAUUUUCAUUCAAGAGGAAAUUUUCUACAUGCGAUUUAUCUGACUUUAAGAUAGAGGAUGGUACAGUUCACUUAGUUUGGGUUUCCGGAACAAAUAAAUUAUAUAAUAUAGAAGGUGUAAAUGUCCUAAAAACUUCUGGUGCGCAACAUGGAAUGGUUCGAACAACGUUGUUAAAAAAUACUGAUGUCGAUUAUGAUGUAGAACCUGGUUCAUGGAACCUUGAUUUCGUAGUUGAUAACGUUCAUGUUCCGGCUGAUGAUACUACAUAUUGGUGUAAAAUAUUUAAACUUCCAGAAAAAAUUCAUAAUAGAAAAUAUCAUAUAUCUCGGUUUGAAUCACUUAUCACAAAAGGAAAUGAAGGUCUUGUACAUCAUAUGGAAGUUUUUAGAUGUAUCGCACCAUCAACGCAAGUGAUAUCAGAUUACGAAGGUAGCUGUUUUAGUGAUAAACGUCCAAAAGAUACACAAGUUUGUAAAAAAGUUUUGGCAGCGUGGGCUAUGGGCGCAUUACCGUUUGUGUAUCCAAAGGAAGCAGGUUUGCCUAUUGGAGGACCAAACUAUAAUUUAUAUGUUAUGAUUGAAGUGCAUUAUGAUAAUCCAAAAUUAAAAGCAGAUUGGAUUGAUAGUUCAGGAUUUCGAUUAACAAUUUCACCAAAUUUACGAAAAUAUGAUGCUGGUAUCAUGGAACUGGGACUAGAGUAUAUUGAUAAAAUGGCUAUCCCGCCACAACAAGAGAAAUUUUAUCUUUCCGGGCAUUGUAUCAUCGAAUGUACAGAAGUUGGUUUACCAAAAGAUGGAGUUAUAGUUGUUGGAUCACAACUUCAUUCGCAUUUAACAGGUGUACAAGUUUUUACAAAACAUAUCCGAAAUGGUGUUGAAUUACCUGAAUUAAAUCGAGAUAAUUAUUUCAGUACUCAUUUUCAAGAAAUUCGAAGAUUAAAAAAACCUGUUCGAAUAUUACCAGGAGAUGCUUUGAUAACAACAUGCGGAUAUAACACAAUGUCGCGUACAAAUAUAACUUUAGGUGGAUUCGCUAUAACUGAUGAAAUGUGCGUGAACUAUAUCCAUUAUUAUCCCGUUACAGAAUUAGAAGUUUGUAAAAGUUCCAUAAGUGAUAAAGCUUUACAGCAAUAUUUUACUUAUAUGAGAGAUUACGAAAGUCAACCUACCAGUAUGCAACUUGGCAUAUCAGAUAAUUAUAAUUCGAUUGAAUGGACAAAAAUCCGUGCCAUCCUGUUGGAUAGCUAUUACAAUGAAUCACCAAUAUCAAUGCAAUGUAAUAUGUCAAAUGGUGAUCGUUUUCCUGGAAAUUGGGAUAAUAUGGAACAAGUACAUAUUGAUGUUCCAUUAAUACUGCAAAAUGAUUGUCGCCAGAAUGCAUAUAUUGAUUAUGAUAAAUUAUUUUAAU